Colletes gigas is the source of this 3277-nucleotide messenger RNA. RefSeq names its product long-chain-fatty-acid--CoA ligase 1. Gene Ontology annotation, cellular component: endoplasmic reticulum; membrane. Bases 542 to 2509 code for a protein of 655 amino acids. Gene Ontology annotation, molecular function: long-chain fatty acid-CoA ligase activity. The record is from RefSeq and is a predicted model, not a curated record. The transcript has 9 exons. NCBI's taxonomy places the organism in Eukaryota, Metazoa, Arthropoda, Insecta, Hymenoptera, Colletidae. Gene Ontology annotation, biological process: long-chain fatty acid metabolic process.
UAGCAGCCGCUCCUCUCGGUGGAGCAGCAGCAGCAACGGCAUCAGUACUACUUCUGACAAGCAAGCUGUUCCAAAGGCGAAGUCUCGCGACGAAGUGAAGCUAAUUCUUGCGGCCGCGCGGGCCCCUCUCUCGUUCGAAGUAGUAGUGCAUCGCGGAACAAAAUCCUCUGGUGAAGAGAUCAAUCAGGCCCGUAGACGCUCGUACGGGGCUUCCUCUGUGCAGCGUUCGCGGACAAUCCAAGAUAUGUCGUGGAGUUGUUUCGCCCCCGAGCCCAUUCGACCACCGAUCGAUCUCACCGAUCAAUCCGACACAGUCAAGGUGUUCUUCGUCGAUCGUGCCACUCGAUGACCCUCUCCGUCGCGGAACAGUUUCCCGUGAUUUUCUCUAUUACGCGUUAACACAGUCGAGCUGCAUUCGAACCGGGCAAAACAUUCUGAUGAAAUUUUCGGGUCGUACGCUCGGUUCGUUCGAAGGUGUGUGGGUGGCCAGACUUGUUGCACAAGCGACUUGGCAUCGCUAGGAGAUCGAAACGUCGGCUCGAUGGGUGUACAGGGAAACCAGGAAGCGUUUCGUCCCGACAUGCUUUCUCCUCCGGAGACGGUCACCCCGGGUACCGACCUAAUCAGAGUGUCGAGGUUUUAUAAGGACAGCAAGGAGGGAAAGUUCGUAAGCUACAUACACGAGGACACGAGAACCCUGUAUGACGGUUUCCGCAAAGGCGCCAAAGAGUCCAACAAUGGCCCUUGUCUCGGCUGGCGAGAUGGGCCCAACAAACCGUACCAGUGGAUUCACUACAACGAGACUCUGCUCAGGGCGAAAAAUUUCGGAUCCGGCCUGGUGUCGUUGGGGCUGCAACCGGGCUCUCACACCCUCAUAGGCCUCUACAGCCAAAAUUGUCCCGAAUGGAUCCUCACCGAACAGGCAUGCUACACGUAUUCCCUCGUCGUCGUGCCCCUCUACGACACGCUGGGCCCAGAUGCUUGUGCUUUCAUCAUCAACCAGGCCGAUAUCAGCCUAGUGGUCUGCGAAAACGAUAAAAAAUGCAAUUUACUGCUUGACAAGGCACCAAGAUGCCUGAGGAAACUGGUAGUGGUGAAGGAAACGCGACAAGCGACGAAUCAGAGGGCAAAGAACCGUGGCGUCGAAGUGUUGAGGUUCGAUGACGUCGAGCGUCUCGGCGCACAAAAGAACCAUCCGGAAGUGCCACCGAAGGUGACCGACCUGUGCACGAUAUGCUACACAUCCGGAACUACUGGCAACCCGAAGGGCGUGAUGCUGACGCAUCAGAACGUGAUGGCAGGUGUCUGCGCGGUUCUGUUGCAGCUGGGCGAGCACAAGCCCUCGUACAAGGACACGAUGAUCAGCUUCUUGCCUCUGGCACAUAUGUUGGAACGCUGUUGCGAGAACGGCAUGUACAUGGUGGGCGGGUCCGUGGGCUUUUACAGCGGUGACAUCAAAACUUUGCCCGAGGAUAUGAAAGCCUUGAGGCCUACCGUCAUGCCAGCGGUACCGCGACUCUUGAAUCGAAUGUACGACAAGGUCCAAUCCGAACUUCAGAGCUCGUGCCUGAAGAAGCUGGUGUUCAGCAUGGGAAUGCGGGCGAAGGAAGCGGAAAUCAAGAAAGGUAUUAUCAGGAACAACAGCGUAUGGGACAAGUUAGCCUUUGGAAAGAUCAAGGAAUCGACCGGUGGAAGAUUGAGACUGAUGGUGGUAGGCUCUGCUCCGCUUGCUGGAAACGUGCUUACAUUUGCCAGAUGUGCUCUUGGAUGUCUGAUCGUCGAAGGCUACGGUCAAACAGAAUGUUGCGCGCCAGUUACUCUUACGAUUCAGGGUGAUCAUGUACCAGAACACGUGGGACCACCGGUGGCUUGUUGCUGCAUUAAAUUAGUAGACGUCCCGGAAAUGGAAUACUACGCCAAGAAGAGCAAAGGUGAAGUGUGCGUAAAGGGUACUAACGUGUUCGUUGGAUAUUUUAAGGAUCCCGAAAAAACUGCUGAAGUUAUUGAUGAAUUUGGGUGGCAUCAUACAGGGGACAUCGGCAUGUGGUUGCCUAAUGGAACACUCAAAAUAAUUGAUCGAAAGAAACACAUCUUCAAAUUGUCACAAGGAGAAUACAUAGUUCCAGAGAAGAUCGAAAAUAUAUAUUUACGUAGUCAAUAUGUACAUCAAGUAUUCGUUCAUGGGGAGUCUCUAAAGUCUUGCAUUGUAGGAAUAGUAAUACCAGAUGUAGAUGUUGUAAAAUGUUGGGCAGUAGAGAAUGGUAUACCUGGUACAUUAAGCGUGUUAUGCAACAAUCCACAAGUCAAACAGUUGAUUCUGGAUGAUAUGCUUGCAUGGGGAAAAGAAGCUGGCCUCAAAUCCUUUGAACAGGUAAAAGAUAUUUAUUUACACCCGGAUCCAUUCUCUGUGCAAAAUGGCCUUCUCACACCAACAUUGAAAACAAAACGGCCUCAAUUGAAAGAAUACUUCAAACCACAAAUUGAAGAUCUUUACCGACAUUUGGACUGACCAGACUGAACAUUCACUAUGAGUUGUUUUCAUUAGCAUUGGGAGCAGCAAAGACAGGAAGGAUCGAAAUGCCUUUGUGUCGCAUUCACAGAAAUCACUUCCGUCAUCGAAUAUAUUCGUUAUUCCGCGAUACUUUAUUAUAUCAUUUUCACAAUUACAUAGCGACGCAAAAAAGAAAAGCACCGUUUAGGCUACUAAGGUAAUUGACAAUAUUAUAAGUAAUAAAAUGAGUUAUUAUUAGGCGCGUCUGAUUUUCUCUUAAGUAUAAUCAUCCUUUGAUACUUUUCACAUGUAGUUACAGUUUUCUUUGUCCCCCAAUCCUUGUAUUUUGAUACAGAUUAUUACCUAACUAUAAAUGUAUAUUUUUAUUAAUAACGAUAAAUAAUUAAAUUCUGAAUUUAGUACGCAGUAGUAUAUUGGAACGUAUACAUUAUCCAUUUUUAUGAAAGGCAAUCGAACACGUACGCGAUACGUAAAACAAACUCGAUAUUUGUUGAUUUGCAAAAGUUUACAUCAUAUAUAAAUCGCGACAUGGACAACUCGAUGGUAGUGAAGAUGAUUUUGUAUGUAUACUGUCAGAUGUUCUAACAUAUGCUGCUUAGAAGCAUAUGACAUAAUAGGCAAGUUAUAUUUUUUAUAUUACUAAUAAUACAUUGUAACUACUUUUUUCCUAUUUUAACGACGAUAUUUCAAAUUUAAACUUUUCUUGAUACGUAUACGAGAUCAACAUCAACUCAAUACCAAAAUUAAUAUGAAAAAUUUAGGAAC